AUAACAUUUUAAUUUAAAGUUGUAUAGAGGUAUAGGUUUUUUUUUUAAAUUUCAUUUCUUAACAUGUUGUUAGCACAAGUUUUCCUUAUCAGAGAGGCCAGUCAUUCACACAAUCAUCAGGUAAUUAUAGGGUCUUGAUCACAGUUUGAUUUUGAUAGCUGUGCAGUUGUUAAGUAACUGGUUGUUUGAUUGAAGUACUUUAUCCAUAACUAUUUACCAUGUGUUUCUCUUAUAAGCACACCGUUUUUUUACUAUUUAUCUUUUCAUAAUGUAAUCAGACAACAUAGAAAACAUAUGACCUGUGUUAAAAAUCAAUAAAAGUAAUAAUUGGUUAAUAUAAAGCCUGCCUAUCCAAUAUGGUUCAAUAAGUGAUAUGCACAGCUCAUGCAGGUCCGUCAGCUAAUUAUCAUAAAAAGUUAAUACCCUAAUUAAGCCAGCCUGCCCUUAGCAUAUGGUAUGUACUAGAAAGCAGAUAGGAUCAUGCUGGGCAAAGUUGAUAUCUACAAAAUGACAGAACCAUGUGAAUUUUUUUGGUGUUGUGUGAUCAUUUGUAUAAAUUAUGAUGAAUAUAAGGAAAUGAUAUUGCAUCAGUCGAACUAAUUUUGUAUUCUAAAAGUCUGUCUUUCAUUUUGUUAAUGUCUUUCAUUUAGUUUGGUAUAGAUUAAAGUUUAUUAGUAUAUAUAUUUACAAAAUUAAAUUGGUCUGGCGCGGCACAGCCCAGCAACCAAUUUAAUUUGGUUAAUACGUACCAAUAAACUUGACCAAGCUAUAUGUAAGUCAGUGUUUUAAAUUAUUUCUAUUAACAGUCGAUUUACUAGUUGUGAACUUAUGGGCAAUUGAUAUUCCAUUUUAACUUUUACCUAAACAGUGAUUUUUUUAUUAACAGUUCUUAGUUGAUUUAUUAGUUGUGAACUUAAGGGAAAUUUAUAUACCAUUUUAUCUCAUACCUAAAAUUAGAACCGUCUACUGCAGGUUUUUUUUAGGAAAAUGGGAAGACAUUGGUAGGGAGGGGGAAAAAUAUAAGAGAAAGUCAAUUUGGGGAUAACUAUGACGAUAUUCAUACUUAUUACUAUAUGCUGAACUACAUAGUAGAGAAUCACAACUAUAUCUUUUUCCCCUUAAAAACUUAAUCAUCAUGCAAAAUAUUCUUUGCAGUAUAACAUUUUAAUACAUGUAUGUAUCAUGUGGUGAAUGGUUUUUAUACAUCAAAUUUUGUCUGAAUUUUAAUACAGUAUAGGUAAAAUAGUGUAUCUGUGACACACUUUAUAAUUAGCUCCAUACAAGUAAUUUUCAUAAUAAGAAAUACAAAAUAUAUUACUUAACUAAAAAUAACCAAGAAAAUAACAAUAUUUUGAUAGCAACAGAACUGAUUUCCAGAAAUAGUACGGUUCAGUAUGUGAUAUAGCCAAGAAAAAAAAUGGCCGCCUCCAUGUUCAGACAGUACUUGCAGUUUCCUGCAACGUUUUUGGUUAUUUUAGACAACAAUUAUGAGAGGUAAUUAAAAGCAUGUCAUACUUAAGGCGCUGGCGUCAAAAUGAGGCUGCUGCACAAGCUUUGGCUGAGAGCAGUGAUGAAGAUGAUGUUGCUACAAAUAUGACAGUAGUUAAUGUAGGAGGAUAUGAUAUCACAUCCUCAUCUGAAUUUUUUGAUGAAAAUAAUGUUUCUUAUAAUGAUGACAGUGAUGAUAACUUGUCGGAUUAUGGCUUUUCUGAGACAAUUGUAUCAUCUGAGACCGAUUCUGAGACGGACAAUUUGUCAGAUGAAGAAAAUGAUGAAUCAACAUUAAGGGAACAAUUAGCAACAUGGGCUACAUCUAAUAAUUUAAGCAAAAAAUGUGUAGAUGAUCUAUUGAAACUUCUAACUUCAAGAUGUAAUACUUACCUCCCAAAAGAUAGUAGAACACUACUUAAAACCCCUAAAAUGGUAGAUUAUGUUGAAAAGUGUGGUGGAAAAUUUAUUUACUUUGGUAUAAGGAUUGGGUUAUUGAAAAUUUUAUCUUUGAAGUCAUUUUCACUUGAUGCUUCAGAACAGAAUACAAUAAAGCUGAAUUUCAAUAUUGAUGGAAUUCCUUUAUUUAAGUCAACUGGAACACAGUUUUGGCCAAUUCUCUGUAACUUCAAAAGCUAUACACCUUUUAUGGUGGCCAUUUUCUACAGUUCACACAAGCCUAAUUCUUUAGAAGAAUUUUUAAUUGAUUUCAUUGAGGAAUUAAAUGAACUUAUAUCUGAAGGCAUACAGUUAGACAAUACAAAACUUCCAUAUUAG
Ruditapes philippinarum (Manila clam) is the source of this 2265-nucleotide messenger RNA. RefSeq lists its product as uncharacterized. The record is from RefSeq and is a predicted model, not a curated record. The transcript is spliced from 2 exons. NCBI's taxonomy places the organism in Eukaryota, Metazoa, Mollusca, Bivalvia, Venerida, Veneridae. Bases 1507 to 2265 code for a protein of 252 amino acids.